CGGAGACGUCAGACUCGCGCCACUUCUUUGCACCGCGACCAGCAGGGAGAGAAACCUCACGCUGCAAGUUGAAUGAACGCUGGUCUCCGGCGGCGGUGAAGAAACUUAAAACCGCGGAUUUAAAACUGCACAAUUCGAUCGUCGGUAUCUUUAGGGUUUUUUUGAAUCACGUCGUCUCAGCUGAGGGUCGCCGUCGUGUCUGCAGCCAUGGCUCGUAAGGAUUACGCGGAAGAGAAAGAAAAAUGCAAAAGGUUCCUGCAGGAGUUUUACUCUGAGGAUGACAACGGGAAGAAGGUGUUCAAAUAUGGAGCGCAGCUUGUGGCGCUGGCACACAGGGAGCAGGUGUCUGUCUGUGUGGAGCUGGACGAUGUGGCGGAGGAGUACCCCGAGCUGGUUGAGAGCGUCUGUGAGAAUGCUAAGCGCUACAUGGGCCUCUUCGCUGACGCGGUCCACGAGCUGCUGCCGGAGUACAAAGAGAGAGAUAUUGUGGCCAAAGAUUCCCUGGACGUGUACAUUGAGCACAGGCUGAUGAUGGAACAGAGGGGUCGCGACCCUGCAGACACCCGAGACCCACGUAACCAAUACCCACCUGAACUCAUGAGGAGAUUUGAGCUUUACUUUAAACCUCCCACGACCUCUAAACCUAAAGUGGUGCGUGAUGUACGAGCUGACAGCAUCGGGCACCUGGUGACGGUUCGAGGCAUAGUCACCCGAGCCACUGAGGUCAAACCGAUGAUGGCUGUAGCCACUUAUACAUGUGACCAAUGUGGCGCUGAGACCUAUCAACCAAUCCAGUCUCCCUCCUUCAUGCCCCUCAUCAUGUGUCCUAGUCAAGAGUGCGUCACCAACAAAUCUGGAGGUCGUCUCUACUUACAAACUAGAGGCUCCAAAUUUGUCAAAUUCCAGGAGAUUCGUAUUCAGGAACAAAGUGAUCAGGUGCCUGUUGGUAAUAUUCCAAGGAGCAUGUCGGUGUACGCCCGUGGAGAAAACACACGUCUUGCCCAGCCAGGCGACCAUGUUGCCAUCACAGGAGUCUUCCUCCCUCUGUUGCGCACAGGUUUCAAGCAAGCUGUUCAGGGUCUCCUGUCAGAGACUUACAUGGAGGCCCACAGCAUCACACUUAUGAACAAGACGGAGGACGACGAGCUUGGGAAUGAGGAUCUGACCGACGACGAGCUGCGCAGCAUCACAGAUGAAGGAUUUUAUGAGAAACUAGCCGGCUCGAUAGCACCUGAGAUCUACGGACAUGAAGACGUGAAAAAAGCUCUUCUGCUGCUGCUGGUAGGAGGAGUGGAACAGGCUCCUAAAGGCAUGAAAAUCAGAGGCAACAUAAACAUCUGCCUGAUGGGAGACCCGGGAGUCGCCAAGUCCCAGCUGCUGUGCUACAUCGACCGUCUGGCUCCUCGAAGUCAGUACACGACUGGUCGCGGGUCGUCCGGUGUUGGUCUGACAGCCGCAGUGAUGCGUGACCCCGUAACUGGGGAGAUGACCCUGGAAGGUGGAGCCUUGGUGCUGGCUGACCAGGGCAUCUGCUGCAUUGAUGAGUUUGACAAGAUGGCUGACGCUGACCGCACAGCCAUCCACGAGGUGAUGGAGCAGCAAACCAUCUCCAUCGCAAAGGCGGGCAUCAUGACCUCCCUCAAUGCCCGUUGCUCUAUUCUAGCCGCAGCCAAUCCCGCCUAUGGCCGCUACAACCCCAAGAAGAGCAUUGAGCAGAACAUCCAGCUGCCGGCGGCGCUGCUCUCCCGUUUCGACCUGCUCUGGCUGAUCCAGGACAAACCGGAUGCCGACGCCGACCUGCGUCUGGCCCAGCACAUCACUUACGUCCACCAGCACUGCCGCCAGCCACCCACUCACUUCACCCCCAUUGAUAUGAAGCUGAUGAGGCGCUACAUCUCUGUGUGCAAGAAGCGGCAGCCUGUGGUGCCAGAGUCACUGGCUGAUUACAUCACUGCUGCGUACGUGGAGAUGAGGAAAGAGGCCAGAGUCAGCAAAGACACCACCUUUACCUCCGCCCGUACCCUCCUGUCCAUCCUGCGUCUGUCCACUGCCCUGGCUCGUCUCCGCAUGAUGGACUCUGUGGAGAAGGAGGAUGUCAAUGAGGCAAUGAGAAUGAUGGAGAUGUCAAAGGACUCGCUACAAGCGGACAAGUCGAGCAGCUCGAGGGCUCAACGUCCAGCCGAUGUCAUCUUCUCUCUGGUCCGUGAGCUCGCCACGGAGGGCGUGGUCGGCCGCGGCGGAGCCGGUGGGUUGGUCAGGAUGUCCGAGGCAGAGCAGCGUUGCGUCUCUCGUGGCUUCACCCCCGCCCAGUUCCAGGAGGCCCUGGAGGAAUACGAGGAGCUGAACGUGUGGCAGGUCAACCAGGCCCGCACCCGGAUCACAUUCGUCUGAAGAAGCCGGGACACGUCCUCUUGCACGCUGUGCUUCAGCCACCUGUGGGGGAAAACUCUUUGUUGUGGGUUUUCUACAGACUUCUAUCAAAGGCUCUUUAUUUUUCCUCCUCCAGCAUUUUGUAAAACAAGUCAAGCAGAACCAGGACAGUUUUUCCAAGCAUGACCGUUUUUUUGCAAGAAUUCUGCUGUUGGAGAUCCAUAGUGUUUUAAGAUUCCUAUUCAUAAAAGUAAAUUGCUUGUAAAUAUGUCAGAACUUGUUAUUGUGUGAUGCGGUCUGCAGUUUAGAGCUUAAAGCUUCGGCUGGAGUGGAUUAUUUCUGUACAUUUUAAUGCUUCAUCAUUCAAAUUGGGCAAGAGAAAGUAACAUUGAGCCUUGACAAUAGUUAUAAUAAAUUAAUGGUUCAAUACUG
Messenger RNA from Scophthalmus maximus (turbot), 2802 nucleotides. RefSeq names its product minichromosome maintenance complex component 7 (gene mcm7). Gene Ontology annotation, cellular component: MCM complex; nucleus. The coding region runs from base 208 to 2391 and encodes 727 amino acids. The transcript is spliced from 15 exons. Gene Ontology annotation, biological process: DNA strand elongation involved in DNA replication; DNA replication; double-strand break repair via break-induced replication. The record is from RefSeq and is a predicted model, not a curated record. Gene Ontology annotation, molecular function: single-stranded DNA binding; ATP hydrolysis activity; ATP binding. NCBI's taxonomy places the organism in Eukaryota, Metazoa, Chordata, Actinopteri, Pleuronectiformes, Scophthalmidae.